Molecule: messenger RNA, 1752 nt
Organism: Penicillium vulpinum
Lineage: Eukaryota; Fungi; Ascomycota; Eurotiomycetes; Eurotiales; Aspergillaceae
Exons: 3
Coding region: 1-1752 (583 amino acids)
Source: RefSeq, a predicted model, not a curated record
AUGAAGCAAGAUCCCACUGAUACUCCACAGGUGUCCAAGACCAAAAAGGAGUUUGAGUCUAGCAUCUCGGAAAGCAUCCUUCAGCCUCGAGAUGGAGAUGCUCCUGUCAAAAUGCUACAUGAUGAUCAUGGACAAGCGAACAACUCAUUGAUCAAGGUAGAGAAGCAUGACCCUGAUUUGGGAGUUGUUCUUGAAGACCAGAAGGCAGCUACUAGUAUCAAUCAAGAACCAUCCUCCGAGGAUAUCGAUAUGCUCUUGGCCCCUGCAAUCAAUCCAACUAAGCCAUCGAUCAAGGUUAAGAAAGCUGAUCCUGAUUUGAUGCCUGGUCUGGAAGACCAGAAGGCUGCCACUGGUGUCAAUCAAGAACCACUCUUUGAGGAUAUCGAGAUGCCCUUGGCCCCUACAAUCAAUCCAACUGAGCCGCUGAUCAAGACUGACCAGGGUGACAUUGAUCUAGCAGCUGGUCUGGAAGUCCAGAAGGCUGUCACUGAUUUCAAACAAGAGCCGUCUUGUGGGGAUACUGAGAUACCAUUGGCCCCUGAAAUCAAUCCAGUUGAGCCAUCGAUCAAGCUCGAAAAGCCUGACCCUGAUUUAGCUGGCAUUGGCAAAUGGAAUACGGCUACUACUGUCAAACUAGAGCCACCUUGCAAGGAUACGGAGAUGCCAUUGGCCCCCAAAAUUGAGCCAAAUGAACCAACCGCUAACUCUGAGCUUUCUGACUGUAAGCCCCGUCUCGCCUGCUUGGAUUCCAAAGAUAUUUUAGAGCCGCAUGCUCCGGACUCCCCUGAGUCUUCGGGCACAAAGCCACAAGGCCAGCUGUGCACUGUGUGCUUCAAAAGAUGGAAACAGUCACUGAAGCCCGGUGAGAGGCUGCUGGACUGUCAGAACAGCCAUGGGAAUUUGGCCCGCUGUGACAAGUGUGUCAGGCAGCAUUCUACAUGCGUACUACUCCCAUCUCAUCUAUUAGUGGACCUGCUCCUAUUGAAGCAUGAGAUGAAUAAUGCCUUGGAUGUGGGAGAGGCGAAGGAAGAAAAGAAACGGUUCUACGAUGCGUGCUGGAAUGUAUCCAGGGAUAUUGAUCGAUUGCCCAAUUGGCCCAUCGUAUCACGCCUGCAAUUGAGCUUGAACAACGCAGGUAGGAAGAAGGCAGUGAAGCAAGAAUGGUCGUGGGAAAAUGCAGACGGAAUCGAGGCGAGAAAACGAGAAUACCAAGAGAAGAACACAGACAGAAUGAAGGUGAUAAGACAAGAAUGGAAGCAGAAAAACCCAGACAAAGUUAAAUCUUACUCUCAAAAUCACUGGCGGAAGGACGCAGACAUAAUCAAAGCGAGACAACGAGAAUGGAAGCGCAAAAACGCAGACAGAAUCAAGGCGAGACGACGACAAUACCAAAAGAAGAACGCAGACAGAAUCAAGGCGAAAAACCGAGAAUACCGAGAGAAGAACGCAGACAGAAUCAAGGCGAGACGACGACAAUACCAAAAGAAGAACGCAGACAGAAUCAAGGCGAAAAACCGAGAAUACCGAGAGAAGAACGCAGACAGAAUCAAGUCAAGACUGCAACAGAAGUAUAAAAUGAAAGAAACCUUAUCAGUCCAGAAAUCGGAGGAUCGGUUCAAGCAAGAGGAGGCCAAGCAAGAGGAGGCCAAGCAAGAGGAGGCCAAGCAAGAAGAGGCCAAGCAAGAGGAGGCCAAGCAAGAGGGGGUUAAGAAAAAGGAGGUUAAGAAAAAGGAGGUUAAGAAAGAGGCCUAG